GUAAGAAUCACAGAGCAUCUCUGAGGAAACUUGCUGCCGAGAAGGACAUUUUGAAGGUUUUGCUGGCUAGUAGAGGUGUUCCUGGAAUCUCACUCCUAGAUCUUUCUUGAAGAUUUGAAAAAAAUUAGUUUAAGGCAAUGGGGACACAGAAGGUCACCCCACCUCUGAUCUUUGCCGUCGCCGUAGCUACAAUAGGCUCUUUCCAGUAUGGCUACAACACUGGAGUCAUCAAUGCUCCUGAGAAUAUCAUAAAAAACUUUCUCAAUUACACUAUUAAAGAGAGGUCAAAGGACUCUCCCUCUGAGGUAUUGCUCACGACCCUCUGGUCGGUGGCUGUGGCCAUUUUCUCUGUUGGUGGUAUGAUUGGCUCCUUUUCCGUUGGACUCUUCGCCAACCGCUUUGGCAGGCGCAAUUCAAUGCUUAUUGUCAACCUAUUGGCCAUUGUAGGUGGCUGCCUUAUGGGAUUCUGUAAAUUAGCUAAGUCGUUUGAAAUGCUGAUCCUGGGCCGCUUGGUUAUUGGCAUCUUCUGUGGACUCUGCACAGGUUUUGUGCCCAUGUACAUUGGAGAGAUAUCUCCUACUGCCCUACGGGGUGCCUUUGGUACUCUCAAUCAGCUGGGCAUCGUCAUCGGGAUUCUGGUGGCCCAGAUCUUUGGUCUGGAAGUCAUUCUGGGGUCUGAAAAGCUCUGGCCCAUACUUUUGGGCUUUACCAUCAUUCCAUCUGUCCUACAAAGUGCAGCCCUUCCAUUUUGCCCUGAAAGCCCUAGAUUCUUGCUCAUUAACAGAAAGGAAGAGGAGAAUGCUAAGGAGAUCCUCCAGCGGUUGUGGGGCACCCAGGAUGUGUCCCAGGACAUCCAGGAAAUGCAAGAUGAGAGUGCAAGGAUGUCACAAGAAAAGCAAGUCACUGUGCUGGAGCUCUUUAGAACCCCGAGCUACCGACAGCCCAUCCUCAUUUCCAUCGUGCUCCAGCUCUCUCAGCAGCUCUCUGGGAUCAAUGCUGUGUUCUAUUAUUCAACAGGAAUCUUCCAAGGUGCAGGUGUUGAGGAGCCAAUCUAUGCCACCAUUGGUGCGGGUGUGGUUAAUACUAUCUUCACUGUAAUUUCUCUGUUUCUGGUGGAAAGGGCAGGAAGAAGAACUCUACAUAUGAUAGGCCUUGGCGGGAUGGCUUUUUGUUCCAUCCUCAUGACUGUUUCUUUGUUAUUAAAGAGUGAAUAUAAUGGGAUGAACUAUGUCUGCAUUGCAGCUGUCUUGAUCUUUGUGGCUUUCUUUGAAGUUGGACCAGGCCCCAUUCCCUGGUUUAUUGUGGCUGAACUCUUCAGCCAGGGACCCCGCCCAGCUGCAAUGGCAGUGGCUGGUUGUUCCAACUGGACCUCCAACUUUUUGGUUGGACUGCUCUUCCCUUCAGCUAUAUUCUAUUUAGGAGCCUACGUUUUUAUUGUCUUCACUGGCUUCCUCGUUAUCUUCUUGGUCUUCACCUUCUUCAAAGUCCCAGAGACCCGUGGCAGGACUUUUGAGGACAUUACACGGGGCUUUGAAGGGCAGGCACAGGAGACCAGUAGAUCUGGGAAAGGCCCCAUUAUGGAGAUGAACAGCAUCCAGCCUGUUAAGGAGUCCACCACCAAUGUCUAAGUCAUGCCUCCUUCCACCUCCCUCCCAGCAUGGAAAAGCAACUUCUCCCUACAUGAGGGAGAGACCUCAUCAGGAUGAAACCAGGACUGCUUCUGACUGCUGCUACUUGAUUCCUUUCUCAUCUCACACACUCCACGAGCACUAAGAUUAACCCAGUGCUGGGACUGGAUUUUCACUGGUUUUUAAAAUAUUUAAUUUCUUGGACAUUCUCUUCUAUUUAGGAGAGACCAAGUGAACCUACCUCCAUUUCAGGAGGGAUUGGCCACUUGGCAUGUGACAACUUUGCCAGCUCUUCUUCCCUUAGCUUCUAAUAUUGCCCCACCAGGGCAUACAGGGAGUAAGAGGGCGCAGUUCCCCCAACUCAGACUUACCAGGAAGCAGAUAGACACAAGUGUGGAGCGGAGAGAGGGAUUAAAUAAGAGAGCACCUUCCUUACUUCCAUACAGCUUUGAACAGCAAAUUAACUUGAGUUUUAUUUAUUUUACCUUCUGGUUUUAUUGCAUAAGUGUUUAUUUUUUUAAGUGCAAAGUAAUUGUACCAAAUAAUGAAAAUAUAAGAAAAUUGAGGUUAGAGGGAGGUGUUUAAAGAGAGGUUAUAGGGUAGAAGAAGAUUUGAUACUGGAGAGGUUAAAGUGUAAUAAGAAGGAAAGAAUUUAGGGGGGAAAGCGGUUUGUUAUUGGAGGGUAUAUGGUGUGGUGCCUGAGGUUUGCACAUUGCCUCUUAACAAUUUCUUUCCUUCAGAUGGAAACUUUUAAGUUUAAUUUCUCAGAAAGUCAUGUGCCUAUAUAAAAAGCUACUGAUUUCCUUUGGGUCUUUUUUCUUUAAGACAGUAGUUUCUAUAUGUAGUAUUGCUUGAAAUCUAGGAUUGUUACUGAGAUGGGCAUUGUAGUUCAUGGCGGCUGAUGAGUUCUAAUUUUGGAUGAAGUCCAGAGGAAGGAAGAUUAUUUCUAGAAAACCUCUCCCCCUCACUGUACCGAACAAUUCCUUCCCCAUGUAGUGGACUCACAUUUUUUAAGUAUUCUCACUACCCAUCUGGUGGGAGAGACCUUCAAAUGAGAAACCUGAAAUAAAUGGUUUUUUGGUGGAGGUUUGGUAUUUCUCUUUUAUUUUUUAGGAGAUUUUAGGUGUUGAUUUUCAUUUUGUUUUAACCUGUAGCUUUAAGGGAAUUCAGAGGAGAACGUUCAUAGCUAAGUUGGAAUUUACAACUUUGGCUCUGGGAGAGGAUUUUUCCUGAACGAUUAUCAUCUAGUUUUAAGUAUGUUGUUUUAGGGUCAUGGCAUGCUUGUCUAUGUCUGUUACCAUGUCAAGUUAACCUUUGUUACCAUGUUACUGUGGUACUAUUGUCAGGUGCUCUUAGGGGCUUGAAUCUUCCCAGUAGACCACAUUUGAGACAGUACGAGCCACACUUGAGCUGAUGAAUGUAUGUGCACUGCCACUUUGCUGUGAGUGGAAGUAGUUUGUUUGCAGCUUGUUUCCUCUGUGUUCCUACAGCCCCCUUUUGGAUAGAAUGUAUUAGUACUCAUCCCUAUGUCUAUAAAUAGCACUGCCUCUGCUGGGUGGAGUUUGCACACAGAACUCUAGAAUUCAGACUCAUCUGGCUACCUUUUCCUGUUGGAAAGUGGUGCGGAGAACUUCCUUCAAUCUUGAGGUUGAGGGUGGACGGCUCAGCCUCACUCCAGAUUCAGACAAUGGGAAUGGGAAGGAGAGUAGGAGCUCAGGGCAUUUGGCCUCAUGGGGGCCCCAGAGGACGACUGAGGGAGAGAGGGAGGCAUGUUUUAAGGGGAUAAGAAGCAGACAGAAGACUUGAUUUUAACACUGGAGCAUUUCAGAGGGUUAGAGGAGAUGGAGGGAUUUGCUCCUGUCACAGGUCAGGGACACCUCCACAGUCAUCAUCUAGUUUCCCACUAUUUUUAUAGAUGGAAAAUUGGGUCCUCAUGACACUCACCCUCUCUUCCCAUUUUCAAUAUGUUGCUUGAUCUCCCUUUCCCUCCUUGGUGCUUACCCAUUUCAGACCCUUUAGACAAACCCUUGCAGUAUGUUAGUUUUCAGUUCUCACCAUUCUCUCUGGUGGUUGAGCUUUUGGAUAAAAACUCACAUAGCAAUGGAGUGGAGCUUUGUUGAAAAAGGUACUUUCCUCUUAUCUAAUUGUACCUCUACUUUGGCUCCUCAAACAGGGAUGGCAGUAAUGCAGGAGAGAAGUUGUCCCAUUUCUCAAUGAGCAGGUUGUGAAUAUUUCCAUAUGGAUUUUCUAUUAUUAAUUUUA
Molecule: messenger RNA, 3890 nt
Organism: Cynocephalus volans (Philippine flying lemur)
Lineage: Eukaryota; Metazoa; Chordata; Mammalia; Dermoptera; Cynocephalidae
Gene: SLC2A3
Product: solute carrier family 2 member 3
Exons: 10
Coding region: 138-1628 (496 amino acids)
Biological process (GO): dehydroascorbic acid transport
Cellular component (GO): plasma membrane
Molecular function (GO): D-glucose transmembrane transporter activity
Source: RefSeq, a predicted model, not a curated record